Carassius carassius (crucian carp) is the source of this 2138-nucleotide messenger RNA. RefSeq names its product kelch-like protein 25. Gene Ontology annotation, molecular function: protein binding. The transcript has 3 exons. The coding region runs from base 242 to 2119 and encodes 625 amino acids. Lineage: Eukaryota; Metazoa; Chordata; Actinopteri; Cypriniformes; Cyprinidae. The record is from RefSeq and is a predicted model, not a curated record.
AACGGCACGCCAAUCAACCCAUUCCUCUGCUUUUGUAUAUCACCUCAAGAGACUCCACGGUGUUUCAUCAGUGAGGACUGGAAUGUGAACAAAGUAACACAACACAGCCAACCAGACGAGAGGUGAACAAAACUAUGACUCCUUCCCUAAUUCCGAAACUGCCCAACGUCAGGAUUUCUCACUAGCGCCUAGAACACUGAUUCUGUCAGCCUGGUCUGUUGAGGGGACGCUUUUUGGACCAAUGCAGACCCCCCCUCAGUUCCUCACUGUCAGUGCCUGUGCGUGGGUCAGCAGUUUUUGCCGCUUUCGGGGUAUUGGAACCAGUGAAAAUUUGGACGUGCUGGAAAAGAUGUCAGUCAGCGUUCAUGAAAACCGCAAGUCCAGGACGAGCACAGGCUCUAUGAAUAUUUCGCUCUUCCACAAGCCAUCUCAUCCAGACAGUGUGCUCACCCACCUCAAUACCCUGCGCAAACAGUGCAUGUUCACAGAUGUGACACUAUGGGCAGGCGACCGCUCCUUUCCCUGUCACAGAGCUGUGCUUGCUGCUUGCAGUCGCUACUUUGAAGCCAUGUUUAGCGGUGGCCUUCGUGAAAGCCUUGACAGUGAGGUUAACUUUCGAGACAGUGUUCACCCAGAAGUUCUGGAGCUGCUGUUGGAUUUUGCUUACUCCUCACGUGUCAUCAUCAAUGAGGAGAACGCAGAGUCACUUCUCGAGGCUGGAGAUAUGCUGCAGUUUCAUGACAUCCGUGAUGCAGCAGCAGAAUUUUUAGAGAAGAAUUUGUAUGCUUCUAACUGCUUAGGGAUGAUGCUGCUUUCCGACGCCCAUCAGUGCAAGCGCCUUUAUGAACUGUCGUGGAGGAUGUGCCUCAUCCACUUUGAGACUCUUCGAGACACUGAAGACUUCUGUGGGCUCUCGAAAGACAAGCUUUUGGAUCUCAUUCUUAGUGAUGAGCUGGAGGUUGAAGAUGAACAAAUUGUGUUCAAUGCAGUCAUGCGCUGGGUUAGGUAUGACCUAGACAGCCGCAGAGACUACCUUCCUGAACUGCUGCGAGGUCUACGCCUUGCACUGCUACCCUCAGAAUGCCUCAUUGAGGCUGUAGCAUGUGAGGAACUUGUGAUGUCAGAUAAAAGGAGCCGACAGAUUGUUGAUGAGGCCAUGCAGUGCAAGAAAAAGAUUCUGCAGAAUGACGGCGUUGUCACCAGCCCAUGCGCUAGGCCUCGCAAGGCUGGGCACACACUGCUCAUUCUUGGGGGUCAGACAUUUAUGUGUGAUAAGAUCUACCAAGUGGAUCAUAAAGCAAAAGAGAUCAUCCCUAAAUCAGAUCUUCCCAGUCCCAGGAAGGAGUUCAGUGCAUGUGCCAUUGGCUGCAAAGUUUAUGUGACAGGAGGAAGGGGGUCGGAAAAUGGGGUGUCGAAGGAUGUUUGGAUAUAUGACACAGUACAUGAAGAAUGGUCAAAAGGUGCCCCUAUGCUAAUUGCACGUUUUGGACAUGGCUCAGCUGAACUUGAAAACUGCCUUUAUGUUGUUGGGGGUCACACUGCUAUAGCAGGUGUCUUCCCAGCCUCCCCAUCAGUAUCUCUCAAACAGGUUGAGCGGUAUGACCCCCUAACCAACAAAUGGACAAUGAUGGCACCACUCAGGGAUGGUGUCAGCAAUGCAGCAGUGGUCAGCGCCAAGCUAAAACUCUUUGUGUUUGGUGGAACAACCAUACACAGGGACAAGGCUUCAAAGGUCCAAUGCUAUGACCCUGUUGAGAACCGUUGGACUAUAGCUGCUGAAUGCCCGCAACCCUGGAGAUACACCGCCGCUGCUGUCCUUGGCAGUCAGAUAUUCAUAAUGGGUGGUGAUACAGAGUUCACCGCAGCAUCCGCUUACCGAUUUGAUUGUGAGUCCAAUCAAUGGACGCGUGUUGGUGACAUGACUUCUAAAAGAAUGAGCUGCCAUGCUGUGGCCUCUGGUAAUAAACUCUAUGUGGUCGGCGGAUACUUUGGUACACAGCGGUGUAAAACCCUGGAUUGCUAUGAUCCAACAUCAGAUAGCUGGAACAGUAUCACUACCGUGCCUUACUCACUGAUUCCAACUGCAUUUGUUAGUACCUGGAAACAUCUUCCUGCCUAGAUGCCUCCAUUUGAAGUGA